Pediculus humanus corporis (human body louse) is the source of this 576-nucleotide messenger RNA. Its product is annotated as ABC transporter, putative. Bases 1 to 576 code for a protein of 191 amino acids. The transcript is spliced from 3 exons. The record is from RefSeq and is a predicted model, not a curated record. Lineage: Eukaryota; Metazoa; Arthropoda; Insecta; Psocodea; Pediculidae.
AUGUCGACGUCAAAACAUAAUCUCGUUGCUAACGAAUGGGAAAUGUCAACGAUCGAAAGAAAAUAUUCCGUUCCUCCUGGAGGUGGUUCUCAAUCACCUGGAACUCCACCUCACCCGCAACAGGAAUUACAACCGGCGAGAGGAGAAAGAGGUUCGACUUCUGAAGACCUUCACGCAUGGUCGAUAUACAGGCAAAAUUUAAAUUCGGAUUUUACAGAUUCCGCAUUGGGUUCCAGCGAGAAAAGUCCGUUACCUUAUGGUAAUUUUCAAUUAAGAGAAUCAACGGUUCAAAGCAUAUUAAAUCAUCCACGUUAUGGACCCAAAUCCGCAUUGAGUUCUAACAUGUACACGUACCUUAAAUUUGGUUUACCACGAGUUUUUCCACCGUCAAGAGGUUUAAGAGAUGGUUCGAGCGGUUAUAAUUCAAGUGAUGAUGGAUCACCGGGUCCGAUGAAAGGUGGCGGUGGUCAUCAUAGAGGACCCAUAAGAACAAGAAGUGAAAUGGAUAUAAGAAAUUUUCACAUGAAUUCAUCAUAUUCAAGGGUGAAUAAUUUUCUUUUUUCUCGUUUAAUUUGA